Akanthomyces muscarius is the source of this 1557-nucleotide messenger RNA. RefSeq lists its product as uncharacterized. Bases 1 to 1557 code for a protein of 518 amino acids. NCBI's taxonomy places the organism in Eukaryota, Fungi, Ascomycota, Sordariomycetes, Hypocreales, Cordycipitaceae. The transcript has 3 exons. The record is from RefSeq and is a predicted model, not a curated record.
AUGGCCAGACUAAAUGAGCCAGCGCUCUCCACAGCAGAGAGCAUCGAACUUCUUCGAAGGAAGAUGCUUCGCCAAAAUAGAGAACUUGCUAAGAGCAACCACUCCAGUCAGGCUCGCACUCGCGAGCUUGAACGCGAGCUACAACAAUCAAAAGCCGAGAUUUUUGAGCUGCGCCAGCGUAUCAUCGAGCUCGAGCACGAAGCCCAGGAAAACAAUGCACGCCGAAUCGUCGAAUAUGCCCUUACAGUCAAGGAGAAACUUAUAUCCCACCUCGCGGAAUGGGGCACCCUCGUCACAAGCCUCGGACUCGAGGCCCCUAUCAGCCCAACCUCACCACAAUUUGCAGCUGUGACUCAGAGAGCGAGCUUUGUCGAUACUCGCCCAACUCCUUCACAACGACGUCAUUACACUCAGGAUGUUGCCUCCGUUGUUGAGCAACUCGGGAACAUCGCCGAGGACAACACGUUCUUGCGCGAGUCCGCGAGUGCCGACCUGUUUCAGGCACUAUCAGAAGAAGAGGAUGAACGCACUACUGAGCAGCUUCCUCCUGCCCCUAUCAACGACCGAGAGCCGGCCAAGACUGACACCCCGCCACGCGAAGCUAGAGCACGCAACUUCUCUAGCAACCUCGAUUCUUCACCGCUAGUCGUGUCGUCGCCAGAUCUUGAUAGACUCUGCAUCAGGCCUACAUCGUCUACCACCAUUAUGACACCGAUGAUUAGAGAAAGUCGAGUUCAUAAGGACCCCACCUCAGACACGCCUAUUAUUCUUCCCAUUAAGACGGGGUCGAAGCGCAAGUACAGCAGAAAUCAAUAUGAGCCCAUGACGCUGGAGAAGGUUACGGAUGAGAAUCUACUUCCCCAAACUCAUGCUCAAGGGGUUACUUUGCUUGAGAAGUCCCGCGGCAAGACGCUCAGGGAGCUCACCAAUGAAAAGCGAGAAGCUGCACGUGCCAAGGCAGACGCUGCUCAGAGUCAGAGAGUGCCACUGGGAAAAAAGAGCACAAACGAUGAUGUGCAGUCGCCCAAGAAGCGAAAGAAAACCAACGAGGAGUCUCCGAAGAAGUCUAAAACAACGCACUGCGAGCAAUCGCCCAAGAAGCGCAAAACAACCAGUGAGCAGUCGCCAAAGAAGCUCAAAACAGCACUGAGCGAGGGUUUGCCCAAAAAGCACAAAACAACACCCAACGAGGAUGGUACCGACAAGAUCAGUCGAUCUUUUAUACUUAGCCGUGAGGAAAGGAAGCUCGCCCAGGAAGCAAGGAUUCAGGAAGACGCACCGGCUCCCAACGAGGAGGGUACCGACAAGACCGUUCGAUCUUUUAUACUUAGCCGUGAGGAAAGGAGGCUCGCCCAAGAAGCAAAGGCUCAGGAAGACGCACUGGCUCAGGAAAAACUGGCUCAAAAGAAUAUGGCCCAAGAAAAACUGGCGCAGGAAACGGUGGCUCAAGAAAAGGUGGCUCAGGAGGCACGCAUUGAGAGGCACAGAAGAAAUAGGUCAUCUCUGAGCUACGCUGAACCCAGCCUCAAGGUCAAACUGAGGCGUUCAGUGAGCUGA